AUGCCCAUGGUCGGCGGAAUGACACUAAAGGUGCUGGUGGAUGCGAUGCUCGCACAGCCGGAUGGUUACUACGCGCCGUUCGCGACGCUUGCUUUGGAGUCGGGUGCGGCGCGGGGGCAGUUUCAGUCGGACCCGCUUCCGCCGCCGCCUAAGGACAAGAAGGGCGGGAAUGACGGAGGGAAGAAAGGAGGGAAGGAUGGCGGGAAGAACGGCGGGGGGGAGAAUGGAGGCGAUCAGUUCGGCACUCUUCCCGAAGUGCCCGGCUCCCAGCACCUCCCCUCACAUCACUCACCAUCUCUGCACCUCCCCUCACAGCACUCAGCAUCUCAGCACCUCCCCUCACAGCACUCAGCAUCUCAGCACCUCCCUCACAGCACUCACCAUCUCAGCACCUCCCUCACAGCACUCACCAUCUCAGCACCUCCCUCACAGCACUCACCAUCUCAGCACCUCCCUCACAGCACUCACCAUCUCAGCACCUCCCUCACACCACUCACCAUCUCAGCACCUCCCCUCAUUGCACUCACCAUCUCAGCACCUCCCCUCACACCACUCAGCAUCCCCGCACCUCCCCUCACAGAACUCACCAUCUCAGCACCUCCCUCACAGCACUCACCAUCUCAGCACCUCCCUCACACCACUCACCAUCUCAGCACCUCCCUCACAGCACUCACCAUCUCAGCACCUCCCUCACACCACUCACCAUCUCAGCACCUCCCUCACAGCACUCACCAUCUCAGCACCUCCCUCACACCACUCACCAUCUCAGCACCUCCCCUCAUUGCACUCACCAUCUCAGCACCUCCCCUCACACCACUCAGCAUCUCCGCACCUCCCCUCACAGCACUCACCAUCUCAGCACCUCCCUCACAGCACUCACCAUCUCAGCACCUCCCUCACAGCACUCACCAUCUCAGCACCUCCCUCACAGCACUCACCAUCUCAGCACCUCCCUCACAGCACUCACCAUCUCAGCACCUCCCUCACAGCACUCACCAUCUCAGCACCUCCCUCACAGCACUCACCAUCUCAGCACCUCCCUCACACCACUCACCAUCUCAGCACCUCCCCUCACUGUACUCACCAUCUCAGCAACUCCCCUCACACCACUCAGCAUCUCAGCACCUCCCCUCACAGCACCUUCUGUUUUAG
Molecule: messenger RNA, 1152 nt
Organism: Closterium sp. Naga37s-1
Lineage: Eukaryota; Viridiplantae; Streptophyta; Zygnematophyceae; Desmidiales; Closteriaceae
Source: the annotation of a GenBank genome assembly